AUGACGUUUCAGGUUGCAGUCGAAAAAUCAACUGCUAAAACCAAAGCGAUCCAAACAAAAAAAAUCAAUUCCAGACUGAUGAAGGGAAAGAAAGACAUCUUCAUUGCGGCCUUCAAUGUCCAAACACUCCAGAAAGAAGGAAAGAUACCUGAACUAAUCGCCUCAGCUGAUUCUACAAAACAUGACAUCAUCUGUAUACAAGAACACAGAUUUAUACACGAGGAAUUUGCAACAAAAGAACACAUCUUUGGCAGCUGGAGACUUAUCACCUGCUCUGCAUGGAAGAAAAGUGUGAAUGAGGCCACUGGAGGAAUCAGAAUGCUAUUUAGCCCACAAGCCUACAAUGCUCUUAUCAGUGCUGAAAUGAUAACACCUAGAAUUAUGAUAGCUACCUUCAAUGGAAAUCCUCAGACCACUAUUAUCUCCUGCUACAGCCCCACCAACGUAAGCGACGAAACAAAAGUCGAAACAUUUUACGAGGACCUAAUAUCAGUCACCAGACAAGUUCCCAAACACAAUAUAUUAAUUAUUGCAGGCGACUUAAAUGCACAUCUUGGGCAACUUGAUGGCUUCAAAUAUGCAUAUCACACUCAAACCAACAGAAAUGGCUCCAAGCUAAAAGACUACAUCAAUGACAACAAUCUCUUAUGUCUCAACACGAAAUACCAGAAAAGAACAGGUCAGCUAUGGAUACACAUAUCACCAAAUGGGAGCAAGGCACAGUUAGACUACGUGAUCAACAAUCGGAAGUGGAAAAACAGUGCAAAGAAUUGUAGAGCAUUUAACUCCUUUGUCAGCGUAGCAUCAGACCAUCGUGUCGUCUCCACCCAAAUACGUCUGAGUCUUCGAGCAAACAAAAAGAAGAACAGCAACAUUUCUCCAUACGACUGGACACAUCUAAAAGACAACUCUGAAAUACGCAACACCUUCAUUACCAGAGUAAAAAAUAGAUUUGCUGCUCUACAAGACACAACUCUGACAAAAAGUACUAACACAAGAUACAACCUUUUUGAAUUAGCAUGCAAAGAAACAUGA
Molecule: messenger RNA, 1035 nt
Organism: Pocillopora verrucosa
Lineage: Eukaryota; Metazoa; Cnidaria; Anthozoa; Scleractinia; Pocilloporidae
Product: craniofacial development protein 2-like
Molecular function (GO): catalytic activity
Source: RefSeq, a predicted model, not a curated record